Molecule: messenger RNA, 2937 nt
Organism: Psammomys obesus (fat sand rat)
Lineage: Eukaryota; Metazoa; Chordata; Mammalia; Rodentia; Muridae
Gene: Tmc6
Product: transmembrane channel like 6
Exons: 20
Coding region: 227-2719 (830 amino acids)
Cellular component (GO): plasma membrane
Molecular function (GO): mechanosensitive monoatomic ion channel activity
Source: RefSeq, a predicted model, not a curated record
CACGUGAGCGGGUGGUUGGGGCUACUGCCAGCUGCCAGUCUGGGAACUAUCAGAGAUCACCCCGAGUACCCCUAAUUACUGUCUGAUAACUAUCCUGGUGGUGGAGCUGAGGCUGCGGUUCCCCGCGGCGUGUGCGCGCACAGAUGGGCCGUGUGGGGUUCCAUAACCUGUAUCCGGUCUCUGAGCUCCCCUAGAUCUGCAAAAGGUCUGAGGGUAUACCACAGCCAUGGCUCAGCCACUGGCUUUAGCCCUGGAUGUCCCAGAGACCACAGGGGAUGAAGAUAGCCCGGAGCCCAGCCCCUAUGAAGAGAGUGAGGUCCACGACUCCUUCCACCAGCUCAUCCAAGAACAGAGCCUUCGGGUGGCUGAGGAGGGGCUGGAGCUAAUGCCCUUGGCUCCGGGCAGAGGUUACCAGACCCUCCCAAGGCCCGAAGGCGGCCCUGUCUACAGCACGGCCACUCUCCGCAUCUUGGCUAGCAUGCCCAGCCGUACCAUUGGUCGGAGCCGUGGUGCCAUCAUCUCCCAAUACUACAACCGCACACUGAGGCUGCGGCGGCGCCGGAACAGCCGGCCCCUGCUGGGGAGUGUGACCCGAUCUGCCCGGCCCAGCCUUCGCCUGUAUGACCUGGAACUGGACCCCACGAUCCUGGAGGAGGAUAAGAAGCGGAGCCUGCUGGUGAAGGAGCUUCAGGGUCUGUCAGCGGCCCAGAGGGACCAUAUGAUCCGGAACAUGCCCCUGAGCCUGGGUGAGAAGCGCUGGCUGCGAGAGAAAAGUUGGAGCCCAAAGGGAAAGCGGAGGGGCCAGCGGGGCCCACAUGGGGCCUUGUCCUGCUGCAGCCGGCUCAGAUACACCUGCAUACUGGCUCUGCACAGCCUGGGGCUGUCGCUGCUCUCAGGCCUGUAUGCUGCCAGGCCGUGGCGCUAUGCUCUGAAGCAGAUCGGUGGCCAGUUUGGCUCCAGCGUCCUCUCCUACUUCCUCUUCCUCAAGACCCUGUUGGCCUUCAACGCGCUGAUGUUGCUACCUCUGCUGGCCUUCCUCGUGGGUGUGCAGGCUGCCUUCCCACCUGACCCAUCAGGCCCCGUCCCUGCCUUCUCUGGUCUGGAACUCCUCACAGGCGGGGGCCGGUUUACACACACGGUCAUGUACUAUGGCUACUACAGUAACGCCACGCUGAGCCAGUCGUGUGCCUCCCCGAGAGAAGGGGCCCCAUGCAGUCCCAGGCUGGGCAGCCUGCCCUAUAACAUGCCGCUGGCCUACCUGUUCACCGUGGGGGCAGCCUUCUUCUUCAUCUGCAUUAUUCUGGUAUACAGCAUGUCCCACUCCUUCGGGGAGAGCUACCGGGUUGGCAGUACUAAGGGCAUCCAUGCCCUUACUGUCUUCUGCUCCUGGGACUACAAGGUGACUCAGAAGCGGGCCUCCCGUGUCCAGCAGGACAGCAUCUGCACUCAGCUGAAGGAGCUGCUGGCCGAAUGGCAGCUGCGGACGCGCCCUCGGAGUACAUGCGGGCAGCUUCGGCAGGUUGUCGUUCUAGGUCUGGGAUGGCUGCUGUGUCUGGGGUCCACGCUGGGCUGUGCAGUGGCGGUCCUCACCUUCUCAGAGGUCAUGGUUCAGAGGCCUGCUGCUGGCAGCCAGGGGGUGGAGCUGCUGGCCCUGCCCCUGGUGGUCAGUGUCCUCAACCUGGGCGCCUCCUACCUGUUCCGUGGUCUGGCCGCCCUGGAGCGGCAUGACUCCCCUGUGUUGGAGGUGUACAUGGCCAUCUGCAGGAACCUCAUCCUGAAGAUGGCCAUCCUGGGUGUGCUCUGCUACCACUGGCUGGGCCGCAGGGUAGAAGCCCUGCAGGGCCGUUGCUGGGAGGACUUCGUGGGCCAGGAACUGUACCGCUUCAUGGUCGUGGACUUCAUCUUCGCCCUCUUGGACUCCCUUUUUGGCGAGUUGGUAUGGAGGCUCAUCUCAGAGAAGAAGCUCAGGAGGAGGCAGAAGCCCGAGUUUGACAUUGCGAGGAAUGUUCUGGACCUGAUUUACGGGCAGACACUGACGUGGCUGGGCGUCCUGUUCUCACCGCUCCUGCCCGCAGUGCAGAUUCUCAGGCUGCUCCUCCUCUUCCAUAUCAAGAAGGCGAGCCUGAUGGCCAACUGCCAGGCGCCUCGACGGCAUUGGAUGGCCUCACACAUGAGCACCGUCUUCCUCACCCUGCUCUGCUUCCCGUCAUUCCUGGGUGCAGCUGUUUUCCUCUGCUAUGCCGUCUGGCAGGUGAGGCCCUCAAGCACCUGCGGCCCCUUCCGGACUCUGAACACCAUGUACGAGGCAGGCACAGUCUGGGUGCGUCGCCUGGAGCGUGCCGGCCCUGGGGCCUCCUGGCUGCCCUGGCUGCACCACUUCCUGGUGGAGAACACGUUCUUCCUUUUUCUGGUGUCAGCCCUGCUGCUGGCUGUCAUCUACCUCAACAUCCAGGUGGUGAAAGGCCAACGCAAGGUCAUCUGCCUGCUCAAGGAACAGAUCCGGAAUGAGGGAGAGGACAAGAUCUUCCUGAUCAACAAGCUUCACUCUGUUUAUGAAGAGGAGGGAAGGAGCAGGUGUGGCAGAACCCAGGAGGGUACCAUACCACCUGCCCUGCCUGUGGAUGGAGGGGACAGAAAGGAGCCUUGCACCGCCACUCACCGUGACCCUGCAGGCAGACACUUGGACCUGAGAUCCCCACAGGACAUGGCAGUGGAGUGACUUUACAUGGGCAGCGCCCUCCGCUGGCUUUUUUUUUUUUUUUUUUUUUUUUUGAUCUGCACAGCCCUAGCUGUUUUUAACUAUGUAGACCAGGCUGGCCCUGAACUCAUAUUCACCUGCCUCUGCCUCCCAGGUGCAAGAACCAAAGGCUUGCCAUAUUCUGCCUGGCUUUCCCUUCCCCAACUUUGUAUUAUUCUGAUUAAAUAGGUUUUGCAAUA